Messenger RNA from Doryrhamphus excisus (bluestripe pipefish), 1171 nucleotides. Lineage: Eukaryota; Metazoa; Chordata; Actinopteri; Syngnathiformes; Syngnathidae. The record is from RefSeq and is a predicted model, not a curated record.
UCAAUCGAAGAAGAAAAAAGCGGAAGUUAGUCACGCUUCACAAGGAGACGUUCCCUUUAACAAUCCCAAAGCCGAAAGCCCCUUAAAGAGGGACGAGAGGUGAAAGCGAGUGAAACUAUCACAUUGAAAAUGUUGCAAGAGGUGAUAAGGGAGCGACUAAUGGCGGCAGCUGAGGAAAUAAUCGGACUGUUUGAAAGGACGGUAACGUCGUACGAGGAGGCACUUUGUCGAACAAGAGAGGAAAACGAGCGACAAAGACGACAACUGGAAGCUUUUCACAAGACGCAAGUGAUGUUAGAGGUGGAUGACGUCCAGCAGCCCCCCCACAUCAAAGAGGAAGCGGAGGAACUCUGGAUCGCUCAGAAGGAAGCGCGUCUUCUCGAGCCGGAGGAGGUCGAUCUCACCUCUGCUGUCCCUGUGAAGACGGAAGACCCCGAAGAUUUACCACGAGCCGAGCGCCUCUUGGCGCCGCUAUCAGAUAGCGAUGACACGACGUCACACUCUCCUGAGGCUGGGAACCAGGGGAGGACCCGAGAACCUUUGAGCAGCGAUACAGACUGUGAAGGUGACAUGACUAACAACAAACGUUCUGAAUGUGCUGAAAGGGAGACAGGUAAAGAACCUUUUACCUGUCCGGUUUGCGCUAAAAGCUUUUAUAAAAAGAGCGCUUUUACUCGACACAUGAGAACACACACAGGGGAGAAACCCUUUACAUGCUCAGUUUGUGGUAAAAGAUUCUCCCAAAAGGUAAAUAUGGACGCACACAUGAGGACACACACAGGGGAAAAACCUUUUUGUUGCUCAGUUUGUGAUAAAAGAUUCUGUCACAAUAAAAGCAUGGUAUCACACAUGAGGACACACACCGGAGAAAAACCCUUUCAUUGCUCAUUUUGUGGGAAAAGCUUUUCUUACCGAUACAGUUUAACUCAGCACAUGCGGAAACACACGGGAGAAAAACCCUACAGAUGCUCAGUUUGCGGGAAAAGCUAUUUUCAAAAGAAAAGCUUGACAACACACAUGCUGACGCACGAUGGAGAGUAAAUUUUUUCUGCGGGAUCAAAUACUUAUUUCACUCAGUCAAAGACGAAAGAAAUCAUUCUAAGCCUUAGUUCAUGUUUUUUUUUAUUCUGUCUCUGUUACAAUAAACCCAACCAAACUAUUCUGGACUGUU